UUUAUUUUGUUUAAUUUUGCAGUUCCACCAGCCGGUACAAUCAUUGCCCUGCCAGGCUCAAACGUUACUCUGCCCUGCCUGGAAGGGGAGCUCGCAAACCAGACCUUGGUGCACUGGAAGUUCGAAGGGCGACCUGUGGCUUCCCCCCCUGCCGUGUGGGACACCCCAAAGUCAGCCCUUUUUCUGCCCUCCAUCCAUCACAACCAUUCUGGCUCUUACAGCUGCUCCGAGGACAGCCGCGUUCUUCGCACCCUGCGCCUGGUAGUAGAAGAACCUCCCAAGGCACCAGAUUUUUCCUGCUUCCGUAGGAGCUUAGCCAAGGAUAUUCUGUGCGAGUGGAGAACAUUGUCCCCGGUGUCACCGCGCACCAAAGCUUCACUUUGGGUGCAAAGGUUCAUGGGGGAAAACCGCACGGAGCAGCAAUGCCGUCAUUACAGCCGGUCCCAGAAGUUCUUAUGCCGCGUUCAAGGGCUGAACAACGAAGAAGACGUCGUUCUCCUGGUGUCCGUCUGUGUGGCCAACUGGGCAGGGACUGCGCGUGGCCACAAAUCCUUCCAUACAGACUUUUUGCUGAGGCCAGAUCCCCCGGCCAACGUGCAGGUGAGCGCCGUGGAGAAAGACCCGCACAAACUCCACGUCACCUGGAGGAAUCCACAGUCGUGGGGAUCCAAGUAUUACCACCUCCAGUUCCAGCUACGCUACCGGGUGGAAACUUCCCGCACGUUCUCCGAGGUCCAUCUGAAGCAUGGGGUGACCUCCUACACCAUUGUUGACGCGGUGCAACAUUUCCCCCAUAUCGUUCAGGUGCGGGGCCGGGAAGAAUUUGACCAUGGAAAUUGGAGUGAAUGGAGCCGAGAAAACAUUGGUAUUCCCUGGUCAGAUUCGCAGGAGUUCAAGCCAGAAACAACCUACUACAAUUCAGAGGUCCCGUUUGACCCGGAUGGCGCCACCACCUUCGUGCCUACGGCCUCCGUGCCCUCCAGCCACACCGAUAAGCCAGUUGUGGUGAAAAGCGCCGUGGCGGUCCCGCUGCACACGUUUCUCAUCAUGGCGGUUAGCAUCACCCUGGGCCUGGCCUUGGUGGUUGGCGUUCUCACCCGGUGGUGUUGGUAUUCCAGGUACAGGAAGAAGUGGGGGAUCCUGCCGUUUGGAGAAAUCAAACCCAACCCCGUGCCGUCCUACUCCUUGACGCCUUUGUCUCCGGAGCCUCCCAUGAGCACCUCCCCCCUCCUCCCCUCGCCCACCUCGCCCUUCAGCGAGAGCUCGAUCGACAGCCCACGCACCCCAGACCACAGCCCUUACGAUGUCUCCAACGCGGACUAUUUCUUAUUGCCCAAGUAAAGGGCCAUGGGCCAGACCCUCACGGUGCCACACGAUGGUUGGCCUCCACGAGACGUGGGUGACCCACCGCCCUGCAGAGAGACCUCUUCGAGCAUCAUUGCAGAGCAUUUCUCCCCAAGACCUCAGAGCGGUCGAGGCGUCUGGAAGCGCCCCUGCCUUUCACGGACCGGAUUGGAGACGGGGGUCUUCAAAGAGGGGGAACGUGGGAGACAUCCAAAGCUGACCUCUUUCUGGCCAUUUUUGGAGGACGUGUCGCCUCGAGGCUGCAGAAGACGGUAAAUGUGAGGUCGCUAGUGUGGUGGAUGAUGGUUUCCAGGCCGAGGGAGCCCCCCUCCGUGGCCCACCGUGCUCGCUUUCCAGAUGUUGUCACUUUCAGCCUGAUCCUGCCAGUUUCACCUUGUCAGUUUCGAGGCCUCCUCAGUUACCCAUUUUCCACACCUUGUGGGUUUCCGCCUAUUUUUUCGCAAAGCUGUCCCAUCCUGUUUCUGCAUCAGUCCGCGUUUAUUGGGGAUGCACAGACAAACCCCCCCCCAAAAAACUUUCCUUGCUUUUAAAAAGACAGAGUUUCCCUAAAAACAUGGAUUUUUUACGCAGAUCAUCCCAACGAACGCGUUUGCUGUUCGCCUUGCCCUACCUCAGUCUGUGACUUUGGCAUCCUUCCCACCAAAAAACAGGAGUUUAGGGAUUCCUUUUUGCCUGAAAAGGUGCCUUUUUGUCUGAUUUUCCCCCUUCGAGGAUGCAGGGGGCGGGGGGAUGCUGUUUAUCCUGAAUUUGGGGAAGUCAUUUCAGGCCUGUUUUUAUGCCUUUUUCAGCAAAAAAAAAAAGAGGUUUCCAAAAGGUGAAGAUCGGGAAGAACAGACGCUGAACCGCCUUCGAAUCCACGCAACACAGCUGGUUUGCUUACAGAUGUGAAGCGUGAAAUAGGGGAAUCUGCUGGUUCAGACUCUACUGUACUUUUAACACAACGGGAAUCUUAUUUUUCCUUUGGGGUUUUAACAGUAUAUUUUUAAAGUUCCUGGCAGAGAAGUCUCCUAAAAAUAUUUUAGAUCUGUGGUGCCAGACCGGGAAUCUGGGUGCUUGGCGUGAUGGUGCCGACCCUGAUGCUCUGCUCACGGAGUUACGAAUUGGGGGUGCACUUCUUGUACCUUGCAAGUCAGCCCUGUACUCAGUGGAAUUGGGGGUGAACCGUCCCCCCUUUAUUGCAGGAAGAAAGUGGUGGAUUUACCGCUCAAAUAGUUGGGUCACAGAGAACCGGCUGCCUUCUAUGUUACGAAACUUUUUAAUUUUUUUCAGGGUUGUUUUCUGCUGCUCUUGGUUGUGCAAAACAGCUGCUCAGUGUGUGUGUGUGUGUGUGUGUGUGUGUGUGUGAAAUGUUCUUUCCUUUGCUUUUUUUCCCAAAGGUCAGAGCGCGGGCAUUAUUUGGCUGUUUUUCUGCUUUUUUAAGCGUGGGUUGAUCACUUGCCCUUCGUAGGUCCAAGGGGACGUUGACCCCUGUCGCCAAAAUCUCCCCGAAAUAGAUGAACGGGGGGACCCAAAGUCUGAGAAAGUUACAUCUGAGAAGUCAUUCCUUUAUGGGAAAGGGGACGAAAGGUUGCUGAAGGUCCUCUUCGAGCCGUGCCGGGUCGCUGGUUGACUUGUCGGAAAUUUGGGAAGGGGGGCUCUUAAGUCCUUACAACCGAGUCGGACGAGAAAUCUCGCUCGCUUAGGAAUCAUGACCACGUUAGGAAAAGUCCUUUAAGCUCCAUUUUUUCUUGGGUGCUGCUUCGGGCUGUGUGCUUCUAAAGACGGGGCUGUGGUUUUUGAAUCAAAGCUGCAGGUUGUGGCCACCCCCCACGCAUUUCCCUUCCCUGGUCCCUGGACGCCAGACGGGUGGCCACAUCAUAGCAUUGUGCAAUCCAGGCCGCACUGCCUGUUCCCGGAGACAAACGGCACAGUUUUGGGCCCUGGAAAUGCAGUUGCCCAAAAUGGGAAAUGCAGUUGCCCAAAAUGCAGUGGAGACUCGGUUGGAAAAAGACGCUGUGGCCCUCCACUAAAUGUAUUCACGAGACCAGCGCAGUUGAUGGAAAAAAGGAUUAUCGAGCUCAGUGUUUCUCAACCUCAGCCACUUUAAGACGUGUGGACUUCAACGCCCAGAAUU
Python bivittatus (Burmese python) is the source of this 3478-nucleotide messenger RNA. Lineage: Eukaryota; Metazoa; Chordata; Lepidosauria; Squamata; Pythonidae. The record is from RefSeq and is a predicted model, not a curated record.